Caenorhabditis sp. 36 PRJEB53466 is the source of this 926-nucleotide messenger RNA. The record is from the annotation of a GenBank genome assembly. NCBI's taxonomy places the organism in Eukaryota, Metazoa, Nematoda, Chromadorea, Rhabditida, Rhabditidae.
AUGUUGAAACGUAUUUCGCUCGGUCUCCUUUUGCUCGUUUUGCACUUGGGCGCCGAGGCGUUCGAGUGCUACACUUGCAAUACCGAAAGGACGAGGACUGGUCCCUGUAUUGAUAGGGUGAGUAGAGCUAUUCUCAAAGAACUAGGGAUGGGCGAAUAACCUAGAGCCCAAACGACCCGAGCUUUGACUCAUAGAACCUCAAUUUUGGUCAAAGCUGGCAAAAGGCCGGAAGGUCUGUCGCGGACUUGACUUUUGACCGACUUAAAAUAAUCCGAUCGGACCCACACAUCGAAAAUUGCGUCCUUUUCGGCUUUGCCACAUUCGAUCGGUCUGAAACUUGGACCCAAUAUACUUCAAUCCAAGUCCAAAAAUCCUGCAAAGUUUGGGUCUACAAUAAUAUCAUCAUACUCAUGUUUCCGAUAGCACGGAAUUCCAAUCCCCUCAAAAUUCCAGAAGACAAUAUGCGAGAAUUCGACAUCGUGCUCGAUGGCAGUCAUGUACCAAUCGGGCCGUUCGAUCGUCCGCAAGUUCUGCACGCCGCCCAACACGCCCAUCUACCAGUACCUGAUGAUGAUGCCCGGCGCGUCCAUGUGCCAGAACAUUGACAUGACCGAGAUGGCGCCGCCCGUCCGCCACCGUCGUCACGUCACCGGACCACCCGCGUCUCCCGGAGAGCAGGCCUCGUUGCUCUGCGUGUGCACCACACCGCUUUGCAAUAAGGGAGUCUACUCAAAGGUACUUAUGACUGGCAAUGGAUCGGUUACAUACAUUAGUUCGUUGUUCAGGUGCUGGAGAACACAAUGCUCAACAACUUGCCACGUCGUCUUCUGCCUCCACUUCAGAACUUUGAGAAGGAGCUCAAGUCGGAGCAGAACAUCGAGUUCGACGACACGAUGGAACAGCAGAUGGCCGACGCCGGAUUCUAG